UACAGGAGAUGAUGGAGACUUCGGACAUAGUACAGGAGAUGACCAGAGACUGCGGACACAAUAAGGGGAUGACCAGAGACUGCAGGACACAGUACAGGGAUGACCAGAGACUGCGGAUGUAAUACAGGAGAUGACAGAGACUGCGGAUGUACACAUACAGGAGAUGACCAGAGACUGCAGACACAGUACAGGGAUGGACCAGAGACUGAAGAUCAUAGUACAGGAGAUGACCAGAGACCUUUCAGCAAUGCACAGAUAUACAGCAGUGACUAUGGGGGGGGG
Staurois parvus is the source of this 282-nucleotide messenger RNA. The record is from the annotation of a GenBank genome assembly. NCBI's taxonomy places the organism in Eukaryota, Metazoa, Chordata, Amphibia, Anura, Ranidae.